Molecule: messenger RNA, 1933 nt
Organism: Papilio polytes (common Mormon)
Lineage: Eukaryota; Metazoa; Arthropoda; Insecta; Lepidoptera; Papilionidae
Product: high mobility group protein DSP1-like
Exons: 6
Coding region: 420-1898 (492 amino acids)
Biological process (GO): regulation of transcription by RNA polymerase II
Molecular function (GO): DNA binding, bending
Source: RefSeq, a predicted model, not a curated record
CGCUGCGCGUUGGGGGCGCCACCGAGCGCUUGUUUAGCGUCUAGCGUGCGGCGUUGCCAACUGUAUUGACUUUAAGCACGAACCAAGACAAAACGUACGCGCGUGGUGUUAAACUUACAGCCGGCAGCUUUUUCAUAAAACAAAUUGUAAAUUCGUGUGAAUUUGUGUAUUCGACCGAUUAACAACAAGUCGAAAAUGUUACGGCAAAGAUAGCUAUAUAGAGUCUUUGUGAUGAGAUCUUAGUCUGUGCGCUAGUGCAAGUGUUUUAUGUGAAAAACAUAUUCGUUAUUAAUGUAACGUUAAUCGAUUUUGUGUAGAGGAGAAAGGGAUAUGAAUUUAACGAGUGUCGCUCGAGAUAUAAUAUAGAGUAGUCGAAGCGGCAUAAAGAAAACUGGUUAGCCGAAAGCGGUGAUCGUGAUAUGGGGGAACGGGGCGCGACGGGGGGCGCUUGGGGUGCGCGCGACGAUGCCUCGUGGUGGCCGGGCGGCUCGGGCGAGCUGCAACACCAACAGCAAAUAAACGAGGAGAUAGCCCGCAGUACGGCCGCCGCCACCCACCAGCUCUACACUUACAAAAUGACAGGUGGCUUCAACAACAGCGGGGACAAUCCGACGCCCAGCUUUGACUACCGUCUUAUGACCGGCUCCAAUGCCAGACAAGAGUCUCCGCAGCAGCCCUGGUGGUAUGCCUCGGGCUCCGUGGAGGCUCAGCAAGCUUCCUCAUCGCCUCAAAACCAAUCGAGUCCGGACCCAGAGCAGGGAAAUCAACAAUCCAACGGUCUACAACAAAACCAUCAGACGUUACAACAGCAACAACAACAGCAACAUCAGCAGGAGCAACAAAACCAAGCUAUCCAACAACAGCAGCAGAACCAGUUACAGCAACAGCAACAAACUCUACAACAGGCGCUGCAACAACAAACACAGACGCUGCAACAAACUUUGCAGCGGCAACAAAAUCAACAGACCCUGCAGCAGAUGCUGCAAGAGCAACAACAACAACAACAACAGCAGCAGCAACAACAGCAUCAAAAUAUCCACCCGCAGGACCAGCAAAAUGUCCAACAGAGCUUACAGCAGCUACACGUGAGCCAGGCGCACGUGACUGCGCUCGCGCAGGCGCAGGCCGCGCUGCAGCAGCAAGUCGUACAGUCGUUCCAGCAGCAACAGCAGAACCUUCACGACCACCUGCAGGCUGUGCAGCAACAGCAGCAAAUACAGGCAGCGCUGCAGCGACAGUCCGCCACAUUACAGGAGUUACAGCAACAAGCUCAACAACAGCAGGCGCUCGGCCAGACGAAGACGAGGAUGCCGCGCGCCCGCGCAUACAACAAGCCGCGUGGCAGGAUGACCGCGUACGCAUUCUUCGUCCAGACCUGCAGGGAGGAGCACAAGAAGAAGCAUCCAGAAGAGAACGUCAUAUUCGCAGCGUUCUCGAAGAAGUGCGCGGAAAGGUGGAAUACAAUGUCAAAGAAGGAGAAACAGAGGUUCCACGACAUGGCGGACCAGGACAAGCAGCGCUACGACCUGGAGAUGCAGAGCUACGUGCCGCCGAAGGACGUGAAGGUGCGCGGCCGCAAGCGACACCAGCCCAAGGACCCCAACGCGCCCAAGCGCUCGCUGUCUGCGUUCUUCUGGUUCUGUAACGAGGAACGGUCGAAGGUGAAGGCCAAGCACCCUGACUACACGAUGGGUGACAUCGCCAAGGAGCUGGGCCGGCGCUGGGCCGCUGCCGACCCCGAUACCAAGGGCAAGUAUGAUGCGCUCUCGGAACAGGACAAGGCCAGAUAUGACAGGGAAAUGACAGCUUACAAGAAGACGUUAGAGCAAGCGCAGUCGCAGCCGGAGACACACGACGAGGUCGACGAAUAUGAACACGAAGAAGAGUACAAGUGUUAAUGCCAUAAAAUAACUAAAUACAACGCAUUUUAUAA